CAUCACCCACACCGCCAUCCUCUGGCCAUCCCGGCGUUGCUUUGUCCAGCAAGCCUUUCCCGCCUUCCGCUUUCAUCCUACCAUCAGCAACCAGACCCAUCCUCCGAAGCACCAUGGCUGGAGCAUUGGAGAACGCGAGGGCCCAGCUGCCCAAAAUCAGAGAUGAGGAGCGCGAAAGCGCCUUUGGAUAUAUCUACUCGGUUGCCGGACCUGUCGUCGUUGCCGAGCAUAUGACAGGCGUCGCUAUGUAUGAGCUGGUUCGUGUUGGACACGCCGAGCUCGUCGGCGAGGUCAUCCGAAUUGACGGCGACAAAGCUACCAUCCAAGUAUACGAGGAAACUGCCGGCUUGACGGUCGGCGACCCUGUACUAAAGACCAGAAAGCCACUCUCGGUCGAGCUUGGACCUGGAUUGUGCUCAAACAUCUUUGAUGGUAUCCAGCGACCCUUGAAAGGCAUUCAGGAGCUGGCUGGAAGCAUCUACAUCCCUCGUGGUGUCAACACCCCCGCGCUUGACAAGAAGCUGCUUUGGGACUUUGAGCCUGUCAACUGCAACGUCGGCGACCAUAUCACCGGCGGAGACAUCUUCGGCAAGGUCUAUGAAAACAGUCUCGUCACCCACAACAUCCUGGUCCCUCCCAAGGGUCUCGGCACGGUCACGUACAUUGCUCCCAAGGGACAAUACGAUCUGAACCAAACCGUUCUCGAAACCGAGUUUGAUGGCCAGAAGCAAAAGUACACCAUGAUGCACAUGUGGCCGGUGCGCACCCCUCGUCCCACCAGCGAGAAGCUUGCGGCGGACUACCCUCUCUUGACUGGCCAGCGUGUGCUCGAUGCCCUGUUCCCUUGUGUCCAGGGUGGCACGACCGCCAUCCCCGGUGCCUUUGGUUGUGGCAAGACUGUGAUUUCCCAGUCUCUGUCCAAGUAUUCCAACUCGGAUGUCAUCAUUUACGUCGGCUGCGGUGAGCGUGGCAACGAGAUGGCUGAAGUCUUGAUGGAUUUCCCUGAGCUCUCCAUCGAGAUUGAUGGCCGCAAGGAGUCGAUCAUGAAGCGCACCACUCUUGUUGCAAACACCUCCAACAUGCCCGUCGCUGCCCGUGAGGCCUCGAUCUACACCGGCAUCACUCUGUCCGAGUACUUCCGUGACCAGGGCAAGAACGUCGCCAUGAUGGCCGACUCGACCUCGCGCUGGGCCGAGGCUCUCCGUGAAAUCUCUGGUCGUUUGGCCGAGAUGCCCGCUGAUAGUGGUUAUCCUGCCUACCUUGGCGCCAGACUGGCUUCGUUCUACGAGCGUGCCGGAAAGGUCGUCUGCCUCGGCAAUCCCAAGAGAAACGGCAGUGUCAGUAUUGUCGGAGCCGUCUCGCCGCCUGGUGGUGACUAUGCCGAGCCCGUCACCUCAGCCACCCUCGGUAUCGUGCAGGUGUUCUGGGGUUUGGACAAGAAGCUCGCCCAGCGCAAGCACUUCCCCUCCGUCAACUGGUCUCUCAGUUACUCCAAGUACCUGAAGUCCCUAGAGCCCUUUUACGAAAGCUUUGACUCGGACUUUAUCUCUCUGAGAACAAAGUGCAAGGAGAUUCUGCAGAAGGAAGAGGAUCUUGCCGAAAUCGUUCAGCUUGUCGGCAAGAGCUCCCUGGCUGAGACUGACAAGAUCAUCCUGGAAGUGGCUCGCCUGCUCAAGGACGACUUUUUGCAGCAGAACGGCUACUCCAACUACGAUCGUUUCUGCCCCUUCUACAAGACGGUUGGCAUGCUGCGUAACAUGAUGGCCUUCUACGACCACGCCACGCAUACCGUCGAGGCGAGCUCGAAUCAGGUCACCUGGGCCAAGAUCCGAGACAGCAUGGGCGACAUUAUCUACAAGCUGACGUCCAUGAAGUUCGAGGACCCCGUCGAUGGUGAAGAGGCUAUCAAGGAUCGAUACGCCAAGCUCGGCAAGGAGAUGGAGGAGCGAUUCCGAGCUUUGCUUGAUUAAGUUGUUGGACUUUGGAGCCAAGGGGGCGAUGUGCUGCGGCACUGGCGUGGUCCAAAGCGGCAUCAUCCUCUCUGUCAUCGACGCCACGGCUCCGCCCGGCUCUUCCCGUUGAUUCCACUCCUGUUGAUCCCGUUUCUUGGCAGUUUGAAUGAAAGAAAACACAGUUAUUGCACAGUGCUGAGUGGUCGCCGUUGCUCCACGACCUAACACCAGAGACCUUACUGCCUGAUCGCAUGUGUCGCCAAGACAAGAAAGAGAGGGACUGCCAGCUGUAAACACUGAGCUGUGGUUCUUU
This is a messenger RNA of Polychytrium aggregatum, 2265 nucleotides long. Its product is annotated as ATP synthase alpha/beta family, nucleotide-binding domain-containing protein. NCBI's taxonomy places the organism in Eukaryota, Fungi, Chytridiomycota, Chytridiomycetes, Polychytriales. Gene Ontology annotation, cellular component: fungal-type vacuole membrane; proton-transporting V-type ATPase, V1 domain. The record is from RefSeq and is a predicted model, not a curated record. The transcript is spliced from 14 exons. Gene Ontology annotation, molecular function: ATP binding; ATP hydrolysis activity; proton-transporting ATPase activity, rotational mechanism. Gene Ontology annotation, biological process: proton transmembrane transport; ATP metabolic process. The coding region runs from base 114 to 1970 and encodes 618 amino acids.